Messenger RNA from Drosophila hydei, 2821 nucleotides. RefSeq names its product probable ATP-dependent RNA helicase DDX10. Gene Ontology annotation, molecular function: nucleic acid binding; RNA helicase activity; ATP binding. Gene Ontology annotation, biological process: rRNA processing. Lineage: Eukaryota; Metazoa; Arthropoda; Insecta; Diptera; Drosophilidae. The coding region runs from base 112 to 2541 and encodes 809 amino acids. Gene Ontology annotation, cellular component: nucleus. The record is from RefSeq and is a predicted model, not a curated record. The transcript is spliced from 2 exons.
AUGAAUUGUGCACUAUCGAUAACAAAUCAAAGCACUUACCCGCGUGCAACAGUCAUCGUAGUGUGACCUAAACGUGUUUCGGUUUUAACAAUUAUAAAUAAGCUGCGCGGCAUGCAAAAACAGAAGCCCCGAGGUCCUGGCAAGCCAGGAUCACGUGCGCCAUCCAAGCCGGGCAGCAGCCACAAACCCAACAACAAGCAACACAAUCAGAAACGGGCUAAAGAGCUGUCACGCUCUAAAUUGGCCGCAACCGAGACGGAAAUUCAGGAAUUACGUGCCAAAUAUGAUGAAAUCGACGCAGAUACGAUUAAAACCUUUGCCCAGUUUCCACUAUCACAGAAAACACAAAAAGCCUUAGCCGAGGCCAAGUACACAACGCCUACCGAGGUGCAGCGUUUGAGUAUAGGACACGCGCUACAGGGCAAAGAUGUGCUUGGAGCAGCUAUCACGGGCAGCGGCAAAACUUUGGCCUUUCUUAUACCCGUCCUGGAACAUCUGUAUAUGAGUAAAUGGUCCCGUUCUGAUGGAGUUGGAGCCAUUAUCAUCUCUCCAACACGUGAGCUAGCCUACCAAAUCUUUGAAACACUGAAGAGAAUCGGCAAGCAUCAUGAUUUCUCUGCGGGUCUUAUUAUUGGCGGCAAAAAUCUAAAAUUCGAACGCACGCGUAUGGAUCAAUGCAACAUACUGAUAUGCACACCUGGUCGAUUACUCCAGCACAUGGACGAGAAUCCCCUGUUUAAUACAACCACAAUGGAGCUGUUGGUACUGGACGAGGCGGAUCGCUGCCUGGACAUGGGCUUCCAAAAGACACUCAAUUCUAUAAUCGAAAACUUUCCGCCAGAUCGUCAAACGUUAUUGUUUUCGGCAACUCAAACCAAUACACUGGAGGAUCUGGCCCGACUCAAUCUAAAGAGUCCAGUCUACGUGGGCUAUGGUGCAGCUAAGUCAGUUGACACAAAACCUACAGGAUCCACAGCUGUGUUGGCCUUGCCGGAAUUGCUGCAACAGAGCUAUGUGGUUCUUCCGCUGGAGGAUAAGUUAACGAUGCUGUGGUCGUUCAUUAAGAAUCACCUGAAGCAAAAGAUCAUUGUCUUUGUUUCCAGCUGUAAGCAGGCGAAAUAUUUGUAUGAGAUCUUUUGUAAAUUGCGACCAGGCGUUGGAUUGCUGGCACUUUAUGGCACCUUGCAUCAGGAUCGUCGCAUUGCCAUCUAUGAGGACUUUCUGCGCAAAAGCCAUGUGGUCAUGUUUGCCACGGAUGUGGCUUCACGCGGCCUAGACUUUCCCUCCGUUAACUGGGUUCUGCAGCUGGAUUGUCCCGAAGAUGUAUCCCAAUAUAUUCAUCGGGCAGGUCGCUCGGCACGCAAUAAAAAUCGAGGUGAAUGCCUUCUGGUGUUGACGCCCAGCGAGGAGGAGUACAUGAUAUCUGCUCUAAAGGAACAGCUUAAUCUCGACAUACGCUCUGUCCUCAUUGAUCCCAAGAAAUUAUUCUCGCCACGCGUCAAAAUCGAAGCGUUUCUCGCACAAUUUCCCGAUUUGCGUGCUUCGGCUCAACGUGCUUUUCUUUCCUAUCUAAAAUCUGUGUUCCUUAUGCGCAAUAAGCGACUGUUUAAUGUGCUUAGCCUUGAUCUGGAUGCCUAUGCCCAGUCCCUGGGAUUGGCUGUCACUCCUCGUGUGCCUUUCAUCGAAAAGCUGAAAUGGCGGCAUAAGCAACAGCAACAGCUGGAACAACCGGAGCGGCAAGCAAAUACAGCAACAGGCUUUGGCCACGACAACGACAAUGAGGAAGAGGAGGAAGCGGAUGACUUUAUAAAGAUCAAGCGGCGGGAUCACGACGUUGAAGGUGAGCCCAUUGAACUGGAGCAGCAGGUGAAACAGGAGUCGGAAGAGGCGCUUGUGGUGCCCAAGCGUGAGAAGCUAGUGACCAAAGCGUCGCUGGCCAAGAAGGCCAUUAAAAAGAACAUACAAAUCAAUUCGAAGCUCAAAUUCGAUGAGGAUGGCCAGACGCUUGCUGAUGAGCGUAACCAAAUGAAGGCGCUGACGACCAGGCAACAGAAGCAACAACAAAAACAAAAGGAUGAUGAUGGUGGCAUCAAUCUAAUGUUGUCCAAGGCACUGCUCAACGAGGAGGAUCAAUAUGAUAAGCAGCGUUUCCGUGAGCUGGUCAAGAAACGCCAUAAGCUGCAGCGCGAGAAAUUGCGCAAAAAGGCAGAUCAACAGCAGAGCGACGACGAGGAGGACGAGGAGCAGCAACAGAAAGAUGAUAAAACACAGCAGUUUGAUAUGGAUAGCGAGAGUGAGCAGUCAGUGGAUUUGUCCUGGCUGCCAGAUCCAGAGAAGAUCUAUAGAAAGAGGGACAAUGUGAAGGAGGAGGAUGUAGAGCAGAAAGAUGAAGAUGAUGAGGAUGAGGAUGAGCAUGACGACGAUGAUGAUGAUGAUGAUGAUGAUGAUGAUGAUGAACCUGUCUUUAAGAAGUCCAGAAUAACAGAUAAGCUAACGCUGCUGGACACUGAAGCCAUAGCAGCUAAUUUGCUGGCCAGCUAAGGCAGAUGCCGCAAAGCGCUGGCCAUGGGCUGCGGCAGGAGCAAGCAGAUAAUGAGGCGCAGAGAAAUGUAGAUUGUUCCAUGCAUCUGACUGUAUGGCAACGAGUACAAGCUGAGGAGGAGAUGGAGUAGGAUUACCUAACUAAACCCAAUUCCAAGCCAAAUUGUGCUCGCCAGCUUUUCGUAGCUUCAUUAUAUAGCCCAAUCCUUAGCUUAAGAAUCUUUUUUAUUUGAAUAAAAAAAAAAACAAGGAAACAACGAAAUGUAAAUGCUUCACAAAU